GGCACCGCAGGCUGGAUCCUAUCCUACCUCUUCACAGUCUGGAUCCAACUUGCAGGUUGCUGACCUCUGAUCUAGAGGCAGCAAGAGUUGGAUGUGCCUGUUCUGCAUGUGGAGUUAAGUGGCUUCAGCUAAACAGAAAUGAGGCUGUGAAUCUCAAUAGCCACUUGGCCAGAGGGGCAACAAUACGCUGCCUCUGGAUGAUUUUUAUGUAAGGCAAACUACCAAAAAGUGAAGAACUAACCAAUCCUGACCCUUCUGAACUGUCAAUUGUUGCAGAAAACCAAGAAUAAAUUUCUGCUUGUUAUUUUCUGUCUACUUAUGAUUAUAUGACUGAUUUAAGCACCUUGAGGUAGGAACUUUGUCACUGCACAAUCCCUGAAGCUUGGAACACACUAUUGGCACAAUAUAAGCCAUCAGAAAAAAGAUCAAUUAAACAUACUUACGUGUGAUGCCCACAAAACAACAUAUUUGAAAGAGCAUUUAACAAGAAGAAGUUAACAAGAGAGAUCUCUCUUCCUAGCUGAAAGCAAGGGAAUAAACCCUGGAGGUAUUUUUCUGCUUAAAAUCAGGUCUGGCUGAAAUUACAUAAUAUUGGGAAAAAUCAUCUCGUCAUGUCCCAUUAUCACAGAUAAGGCUAGCAAGUGACUGGGCUUUGGCAAUAAUGAGUCCCAGGAGAUGAGCUAUAAUCUUCCGUGCAGUCCUCUAAACUGCUUGAGAAAUAACACAACACUGAUGGUUAGUCAGGGUGGUUUACUUGGGGAUGAUCCUACCUUGACCAGGGGGCUGGAUUAGAUGACCUCAUGAGGUUCCUUCCAGCCCUCCUUUUCUGUGACUGUUGUCAUAUGUCUGGAGUCGUGCAGUAAAUUAUUAUUCAAAAUAAAUUCCACCAGGGCUUGCUUUGGGAUUAUGCAGGGACGGUUGAGAAGUCAAUCUUUUUUUCCUGUGUUACUGGUACAAGCCCCAAGACAGAUGUCCUGUGACCUGCUACCCGACUGUCUUAGCUGGUCAGGGUCUCGGGGAUUGUGGUGCGUAUAGGAUAGGUCUUCUCAGUUGGAUCUGUUUCACAGGAGCUGUUGAGAUGUCCCGUCGGAGCCCUUUUGCCUCCUGGCUUUGUGCUAUGCUCUACUGCUUUGGAAGUUAUAUUCUUGCUGAUCUGUUACUUGGAGAUUCACCUAUUGAUUAUUUCAGCAAUAACUCCAGCGUGCUCCUAGCCACAGCAGUCUGGUAUUUGAUAUUUUACUGCCCCAUGAACCUUUUUUACAAGUGUGUGAGCUUUCUCCCUGUGAAGCUUAUCUUUGUGGCAAUGAAGGAGGUGGUCAGAGUUCGUAAAAUUGCUGUUGGAGUCCACCAUGCUCAUCACCAUUACCAUGAUGGUUGGCUCAUUAUGGUAGCUACUGGAUGGGUCAAAGGUUCUGGCGUUGCCUUGAUGUCUAACUUUGAGCAGCUGCUGCGUGGAGUCUGGAAGCCAGAAACAAAUGAAAUUCUGCAUAUGUCCUUCCCAACGAAAGCUAGUCUGUAUGGAGCAAUCUUCUUCACCCUGCAACAAACUCACUGGCUCCCCAUCUCUAAGGCCAACCUCAUCUUCUUCUUCACCAUGUUUAUGAUUGUUUGCAAAGUGUUCAUGACAGCAACUCAUUCUCAUGCUUCGCCAUUUGCUCCCGUCGAAGACUUCAUCUGUCCAGUUCUCUUUGGCUCUGUUUCCGGUGGGCACGACAAUCACCAUCACGACCAUCGUGGGGGUUCCCAUGAUGCUUCACCUGCGCUCCCUCCUCAGCCUCCUGCAAAAUCUAAGGAGGAGCUGAAUGAAGGCACGAGGAAACGGAAAGUGAAAAAGGCUGAAUAAGAAAAAUCUGUUGUGCACAGUGAACAUGGCAGCAAAGAACGCCUCAGAGCUGUGACCUCACAUAUCUUUCACUUCUUCUCCCUGAUACUCCAGAGGAGAGGGGUGGAAGCCAGGACACUACCACAGAGGUUCCUAAAUUUCAGCUGUGCACUCAGUCCCACUGUUAGCUUCAUGGCCUCUUGUCUCUUUGUCUGAGCCCCUUCUUUAGAGAGGUUUUAUGUUUGUGCCAGGCUGACAUUUGGGCAUAAGUUCCAGUCCCAUCAGCAACCACGAUGCAGCAUGUUCAGUUACUCUAACACCUCUGCCUCCCGCUUGCUCACACACUCAUUGUUCUUUCAAGGGCUAACUUGUAUUCCUACACCUUACAAGUUCCUUCAAGUUUUAACUGACCUGGGCUGCCUACAGGCAGCAAGCAUGUGGAAAUUAGAUUUUUUUUAGCACUGACCGGUUGUCUCUGAAGCUGAGCUCAGGCUUUUCAACUGCUGCAGGUAGGAUGGCUACAAGGUAGCAUGAUGCAAGGCCUCAGACUGAUAUGGCUUGUCCCACGUGCAUUAAAGGACAUCAGCCUUGGUGUCCUGGCCAGAUUCCACUUUGGGUAUUUCAUCCUGCUUGUCCAAAUUCCCCUUACAGUUCUUAAUGUAUAUAACCUUUCUCUUUAGUUUCCUUAUCUUGAUCUAUAUUUGUAACAGUUUCAAUGAUUAAGUGCUACAUACUGCUACAGUUACUGUCCUGAACUGCUGCAUAGUGCCGCUGUGUACUGCUAACGACUCCUGUCCCGCUCCAGAGCUGACUGCAUGUCAUUUGGAAGUGAAGUGAAUCCCCUAUAGCUUGAAGUUUGUUUCUAAUCCUGUGGGAUAUAAGACUUUAUGUAAAUGUAAAGUUAUUUAUUGUUAUUUAUUAUAGCCAGGGCACCAAACUCUUGGGCCUAAAGCUGGUUUUUAAAAGGAGCUGUGAAUUUGUAUUUACACAACUGGGCAGAUUUGAGAAAAGCCCACAGUUCGACACUCAUCCUUGCUGGUGAUUAAAUGUUCAUAGUAUACGAGGAACUGGCCUAAAUUCUCUGUCUGCUGGAAGGAACAUUUCCUUUUCUCUUAAAUUAACAUUUUAAAAGACCAAGGAGAUGGAUUUUAGAUUAACCUGAUCAAAAGUCUGACUGGAGCAUGCCAGCUGAGGAAAUCUGAAAAUUCUUUGCAAAUCCUCAAAAGACAACCUCAUGGCCGUUGUACUGGCCUGUGAGAAGGGCCUUAGUCAAGCAGACAAAUGAAACAGAAGGUAACACAAAAAAUGCCCUUGCUUGGCUAAUUGAGGAUUCAGCCAGUUUUGCCGUGUCCUGCUCACUGAACAGUUGGGGGUUUAAACUGGUUUCAGACUAUACUUAUGCAUUGAGGAUCUUUUUUCUUUUUUUUAAUUGUGGCUUUGGGCACUGUCAUGCAAAGAUCCGCUCGCGUAUCUCAAUCUCCUGCCCAGCCAGGCUGGGGUUGCUGCUGUAGGUAGGGCUGGUGUGUUCUGCCCCAAGUGCCCCUAGGGAGCAUUGUUGGGCUGUCAGUGAGCUACAUCUUGUCCCCCUCACCUGGAGGGUCUGUUGUUGCAACUCUGACCUUGAGGAUAGUGGAAGAGGUAUUUGGAGGCAAGGCAUAAAUCGGAGAGUUUCAGAAAUCCAACUCUUCCCCUGCUCCCAAACUGAACCAAUGUGAUUACUGAAAUAAAUGCAAAUUGGUUGCCCAGCAUGAUUUUGUGAAAAGGGACUGGUAGAUGUAACCUAAACUGAUGUCUGUGUACAACAGGACUAAAGCCAAUAUAGAAGUCAAAUUAAUUGUGCUUCUGGGUUUUGAAAGUGCCUUAACUUUGUUACCUUCCCUCACUUCCUUUGGAAAGUGGAAUAAGCCUGACAGCUUUCUAUUUUAAUGGGCCUUGUUUUACCGAAACCUGCUGUUCCUCCGGCCAGCACCAGGAUAUGUUGAAUAUUCUGUGGAAUGUCUGAUUCAAGGAAAUGUGUUGUUUUAUAACAGGCAUCAACAAAAUAAAAAAUUGUGAAGUGACUCAAGGCGACACUCAGGAGGGA
This is a messenger RNA of Alligator sinensis (Chinese alligator), 3905 nucleotides long. RefSeq names its product transmembrane protein 38A (gene TMEM38A). The record is from RefSeq and is a predicted model, not a curated record. The transcript has 5 exons. Lineage: Eukaryota; Metazoa; Chordata; Crocodylia; Alligatoridae. Gene Ontology annotation, biological process: potassium ion transmembrane transport. Bases 1079 to 1843 code for a protein of 254 amino acids. Gene Ontology annotation, molecular function: potassium channel activity; identical protein binding. Gene Ontology annotation, cellular component: membrane.